This is a messenger RNA of Ictalurus furcatus (blue catfish), 6020 nucleotides long. It is a transcript of the gene tor3a, whose product is annotated as torsin family 3, member A. Gene Ontology annotation, molecular function: ATP binding; ATP hydrolysis activity. NCBI's taxonomy places the organism in Eukaryota, Metazoa, Chordata, Actinopteri, Siluriformes, Ictaluridae. The record is from RefSeq and is a predicted model, not a curated record. The transcript is spliced from 18 exons. Gene Ontology annotation, cellular component: nuclear envelope; endoplasmic reticulum lumen. The coding region runs from base 2123 to 3046 and encodes 307 amino acids.
GUAUUUUUUAUUAUUUAAGUGCUGAUGGGUAGUACUAUAUGUAUGCAUGUUUUUUUCUCUCGCCUGUUUGUCUAAGUAAAUAUCUCUUUAGUUUAGUUGUCUUAAAUACGUUUUUAAUUUGAAUGAGUUUUCGGGGUUUUUUUAGCUUAGCCUUUAGCAGUACGUGUGCAUGGGUGGUGAGUGCUUUUUUCCCCCUCUUUUCAGUCAAGUCAUUGAAGACUUUCAGUUGUGAAUGCGUGUAACUAUGCAUUAUUUUUCUCUUGAAUAUUUGCGCUUCGAGGUUAAACUAGCUGCAUGGCUUCUCCGCGCCCAUUUUACCUAGCUAACUCUGUAGCUUAGCUUAGCUUGGGUUAGGUUUCGUUCCCCUUCUGUCUAACGUUAGUUAUGGAUUUCAAUCCGUGUGCACAUGAUGAAAAUUAUGUUGGUAGGGACAUCUGACAAAAUCUGAUGAAUGCCAACUUUUCUGACCUAGCAUAUGGCAGAAGGUGCUGGAUUCAGCAGAUCCGUGUAUUGCAUUUAGAGGGAAUGGACUGCUGUAAAUGAAGUGCCUGGUGGAAUUCUGUAUGCUGUGCUUGUGUACAGGAUGACUCAGGUUUUCUCUGAGGAUGCUGGAGAUGAUGGAAUGAGUGAGGGCUCCUGUGUCAAGUGCAAGAUGUGGCCCAGUGAAAUUGGCUGAAUGAGAUGAAGCUGAUGAGGAACCUAGGCGAAGCAUCUAGAUGGUGUGGAUGACUGACUGUCUUGAUGUCAUCACUCCAGGGUGGCUGCUCAUGCUUGAAAAAUGGUGAAGCUGUAAGCAUCCUGUAACCCUGUUGAGGCAAGCCAGGCUCACAAGAUUGAUUUGCAGCCCAUUGGCCAAGUUGACAGGCUACAUUCAGUAGAACUCCACUCAAGCUUCAGUGUGGUCAUCUGAACAUCAGGGUCUGGAAGUUGUUAUACAGUACCAGUUAACUGGAUGUGUUUUGGGGUUUAAGUUGAAUGCCAUGUUACUCAUGGGGGAACCAUGGGUUACUGAUUGUCUAGUUUAAAAUGUCAAUAAAACUUUUGAAUGGGUACGGUUUCCUUCUCAUUUUUCCUCUCCUCUCAAAGUUGCUCUCAUCACUGGUUUUUAACCCAUUAAACUCUGCAGCCGUGUCAGUGGAUUCAAGCAUAUGUUCCAUUUUGUGACUAGAAGAAGCUUUGGUCCUAUUACAGUGCAAUGAAAUUCUUUACGUAUCCCAGCUUGUUCACAAGUUGUCGGGUCACCAAAAUUUAACCUUCCGUUAUACAAAGAUCAUGAUCUGUUUGGUGUUCAAUAUUUACUUCUGAGCAUGUUGAAAUUUUUCGUUUUCUUUUUUCCAACUGAAUCACUUCUAAUGAAUGGGUACUGAUAUUGGUUUAUCCAACUGGCAAAAAUUGAUGCUCAAACUUUGAUUGCAUAACCUACAAGAAGGUAUAAUGGGGUGACGAUUCAACGUUUGUCACAUACACACUUGUACACUGUAUAUAACAAAGUGAAAAGCUGGUCCACUAACUUUUGGACUGCAUUUAAAUUGGGUAAAAUAAAAAUCAGAAAUGAGCGAGCGAUAUCGUAUUGGACUGUAGAAAAUCUGCCCGUACGCUACAUGUUCGACGACAAAGUGAAGUGGGAGGGUGUUUGUGGAGUCCUGACUGACAUAUCCGGAAUGAGUGUGCUGGCGUGAGGGGGAGGAGCUCCCCCUGAGCCGCUCAGUUUUAGCCGCCAGGGAGCGGAAAAAUGUGUACAUUUCCGUUUACUCAUUUAGCAGACGCUUUUAUCCAAAGCGACUUACAAAUGAGACAAUACAAGCAAAGCGUUAGAGUAUAUAAGGUGCAAUGGAAUUUUUUUUUCUAAGUAGGCCUCUGAAUAUCUAUAUUCAAUGUUUAUUUUAUGUACUAUAAAAUGCUCUAUAUAUGUGUAAGGAAGUCACCUGGGGAAAUUCGAAGCUGCUUGUAUUCUCUGGGACUACCGGAAGUUGCGUCACUUCCGCGGCAGCCUGUCCUGGGUAAAUAUUAAUGCAUCUCAAAUGUGUCAACCUAUUACUUCAACUACCUCUACUGCCAUGUUUGGGAAGGCGAGUGUCAGCCGAAUCAGGACGAUGCGACUCAGCAAGUGCCUGCAGGGAGCAUGUGGUCGUGGAUUUCUCAGGAUUAUAUGGGCAUGAUGACCAGCUGGUACUGCAGGAUUGGACAGUGCUGUGAUUCAGGAGACUGCAGAAUUUCCAACAACAUCACAGGUCUAGAGCGGGAUCUACAGCUAAAACUUCACGGGCAGCAUCUGGCUCAGUCGGUGGUCCUGAAAGCCAUUCAAGGCUUCAUUAAUAACCCUGAGUCAAACAAGCCCCUGACUCUGUCCUUCCACGGUUGGUCAGGCACUGGCAAAAACUUUGUGGCCCGGUUGGUGGCAGAUAACCUGUAUCGUGACGGAGUGAAGAGUGAGUGUGUGCGUCUGUUUAUUGCCCCAUUCCACUUCCCACAUGCGAGACUGGUGGAUGUGUACAAGGGCCAGCUGAGGGAGGCUAUUAGAGACAUGGUCCUCCGUUGCCCACAGACACUCUUCAUUUUUGAUGAGGCAGAGAAAUUACACCCUGGUCUUAUAGAUGCCAUUAAGCCCUAUAUGGACCACUAUGAUAAUGUGGAUGGCGUUAGUUACAGAAGAGCCAUAUUCCUGUUCCUCAGUAAUAUUGGUGGUGCAACUAUUAAUGAUGUAGCUCUGGACUUUUGGCAUUCGGGGCAGAACCGGGAGGAUAUUGGUAUGGAAGAUCUGGAACAUCGACUGCGAGCAGAAUCUAUGGAGGCUGAAGGAGGAUUUGCCCAGAGUGAGCUCAUGUCAGGGCACCUGAUUGACUUCUUUGUGCCAUUCUUGCCUCUUGAAUAUCGUCACAUUAAACUGUGUGCUCGGGACGCGUUUGUAAUACGUGGCGUGGAGCCUGAUGAGGCAACUCUGGAUGAGGUGGCUAAAGCCAUGCUGUAUGUACCCAAAGAAGAAAAACUCUUUUCUGCACAGGGUUGCAAGUCCAUCCCACAACGAAUCAACUUCUUUUUACAUUGAUAGAAUAACACACGGUCAUUAAGCCCACAUGAACAAGUUAUGGCAUACGUAACAGUGAAGCUAAAAUGAGACUGUUGCCAGAUUUUUACAUGCCAGGCCAAUCCUGAGCUCGACUUACUGUCUGUGCGGAGUUUCUCAUGUUCUUUUCCCCAUGGCAUGAAGGUUUCCUCUCCCCAUCUGAAAACAUCCUGGUAGUUGGAUUGGCUAUGCUAAAUUGCUCGUAGGUGUGGACUACUGGUAUCCCAUCCAUGACAUAUUCCCUUCUCAUGCCAGGUGUUCCCAGGAUAGGCUCUGGAUCCACCAUGACCCUGACCAGGAUAAAGCAGUUACUGAAGAUGAAUGUUUCCUUGAACAUGCAGAGCUGUUCACAAUGGAGAGCUGUUACUUGACCCCACUGAACUACUAAUCCUUUCCCACCCUGUUUACCUCAGUCUAAUAGAGCUUUUCCACUGGACAAUGCAGUACAGUUAAUAAUAUGAACUUUUUGUACCCUGGUCAAGUACCUGGGCCCGUUUCCCCUCGAGUAAUAGUAACCAUGAACGUAGGAGUAGUUCUUUGGAGGUUGUAGAGUCAUGAUAUCAAUUCUAAUGCAGUGUUGGUGUAUACCGUAAACCCUUACACUACAAUGAUCUUUUCGUAUACUAGACCCCUCAUUUAGGGGCCUCAUUUAUAAAACAUUCAUACACACAAAUUUGAUCUUAAAAUGGUAAUGCAGGUUUCCAACCUGACGUACUCACUUUUCCUAUUGACCAUGGCAGUAUGCUCCAAUAAUUAGACUGUGUGAUUUGGGAGAACUGUGCCGAUGUUUCCAGUGCCAUAACAACAAAUUAAAUGUUAUGCAAAAUCUAUUAAUAAUUUAAAUAACACUUGCUUCAAAAGGACAUACAAUCUAUUUUUAAAAGGUGCAUUAAUAGACAUUAAUGUGAGUCAGUUAUUAUGCCAUGUAUACUAACAAAAUGUAAUGUAAUGAAAUCAAAGUUUAACUCUCAGCAUACAAGUUCAUUAGUCCGCAUUAUCCAAGCAUUAAUGUAGGGCAUUAUUGGGGAUUAUACCACUAAUUUCACUGUGCCCGAUAAUGGAGGCUAGACACUGGCAAAGUCACACCGUGUCCUGCCCCAGUGGAUUGUACGCAGGUUCUGUAUACAGCAGUCUUCUUCCUUGAAAUUUGAUAUCUGGCCACUUUUUUCACUGCGGGCAAAGUCCAUCCUUUACCCCCAGCUUCAAUGGCAGCAGCCGUGCCACACUGCCGCACAACAUAUUUUGUUUGGAAUGCAAUGCUACUGCUAAGAUUUCCAAAAAGCAUUGUGUCUGCUCUUGACUGCACUUCUGUUAAAGAACAUCAAUUUCAGACUCACUGAACUUUCUCUUCUUUGUUGCCUUUUGAGCCAGUUUUAUUUGUGAGCCUCUGUUGCCAGAAAUACUGAUAUGAAAGUGUGUUAAAUAAGGGAGGUGCGGAGAAACGGGCUCACGUGGUCAAUUCCACAAAAAUGAUUUAUAAAUGACUCCGCACAAUGUAUAUUCAACCAGGUUUUCCAUUCCAUCUCAUGUGAACUUUACAACUAUUGAUUUCUAGGAUUUUAUUGAUUCUAGGUAGCUAGUGUUUUUACAAAAUAAGUGACAAGUCACCUACUUGGCACACUUUGGGCAAGGGGGGGGGGUAACCAAAUUCAUUAAAGCCACUUAAUGAAAAAUCAACAGAAUUUCGGAUCAUAUCUGUUUUCGUAACACACUUUCCUGUGGAAAAGCACCGCAAAAAAUUGGUCAAAUGUGGCAGUUAUUUACCGUGUGUGUGAGAUUGGGGUUUUUUUUUUACAUUCUGUAUUAUUUAAUGUAAACGUCUGUUGUUUAUGAAUGCCUUAAAUGGAAUCAUUUGGGUUUUUGUCACAUUAUAUGGAUGUAGGAUUUUAAGGUUCAGGAGACAUGAAAGCAGAGGAAAGCAGUUGAAAUUGUAUGACAGACCAUUGUUUACCAGUGUUACUGUUGUUUCUAUUGCAACAAAAGUCUAUUUUUCUAGAGAAAAUGCCAGAUUGUGACAGCAAUAAAAACAAUGUGUAGUCUGGGGUUAGUGUGUACACCUUAGACCUCUAACAUCUAAAAUGUUUUUCAAUAGACUAUGGAAUUGCAUGGUGGAGUUUACAAUGUCAUUACUGAGUUUAAGGGAAAUAUGUUGAAAUGAAAGGAUUUAAUUUAAAUGUUCUAGAUGAAAAUACAUCCCAAUGUUUAAUCAUUUUGGUUGACAUGAAGCUACAUUGUGUAAAAAAAAAAAUCCAAAUAAAAAUAUAAAUUUUUAUGCUGGUUUGUUAUAAUAAUAAGCUAUAAACACUUUGUAUAUAAGGAAUUCUAAAUUGUCAUUAUUAUGUAUAUUUUGAACAUUUUAAACACUGUAUUUAGCUUUUAGACUUUUGUGUCAGUAAUAUUUUCACUACAAAGUCAUCAGCUUAAAGUUCUAAACCUUUUGUAAAGAAUUUAAUUUUAGCUGUUAUACAUAAAAAUGUUUUAGACUGGAACUAGAUUUGUGUCCUUUCUUCUGACUUUUCUAAUGCUCCAAAAAGUUACAUUUUCACAUAUAUGAGAUUGAAAGUAUGGGGGGAACAUGCAAACUCCACGCACACCCCCAACCCUUGAGGUGCGAGGCUUAGUGGUUCGCCUCACAUUGCCAGGGUUGGGGGUUCGAUUCCCACUGCACUGUGUGUGCGGCAUUUGCGUCUUCUCCCCGUGCUACAGGGGUUUCCUCCGGGUACUCCGGUUUCCUCCCCCAGUCCAAAGACAUGCAUUGUAGGCUGAUUGGCAUGUCCAAAUUGUCCGUGGUGUGUGAAUGUGUAUGUGAUUGUGCCCUGCAAAGGAUUGGCACCCUGUCCAGGGUGUACCCCACCUUGUGCCCGAUGCUCCCUGGGAUAGGCUCCAGGUUCCCCCGCGACCCUGUAGGAUAAGUGGUAUAGAAAAUGGAUGGAUGUUAAAAGGGAAAAAAAAAACC